CAUCUUACAUAGCAUCCGAUUUUAGCAUCCUUUUUACAUUUAGCAUCUUCUUAACCUUGAAAUUUUGAUGCAGUUUUUUACCAAAUUCUGGAAAAAAGGGAGGAAAAACAAAAAUUUUGUCUGGCAUCAAAAUUUAGCAUAAUUUUUUCGUGAUUUAGCAUCCAAACGGCAUAAUUUUUGAGUGGUUCUAGCAUCAAGUCUGGAAAAAAGUUGGCAACGCUGCUUGAAUUAUUCACGUAUUAAUAAUGUAACUAGCUUGGUCCAUUUUAGCUAUAUAGUCAAAGGCUUUCAUUCACCAAUUCACCAUGUCUUCAAUUAUCAAUGAUGAGAGGGAAUGGAUCCAAAACGCUAUAAAAAAAUACGCAGAAUGGGAAUCACUGUAUCUAUGGAAAGCGUUUGAAGCACACCAGUAUGAGUUGCUGAAAUCUUACGUUUGUCUUUCACUGUACGGUUUACUGUACGGAAGUCCAUCUCAAGAAGAACAGAAUAUAAGUGAUAUUUGGCGCAAAUUUCCCGACAAACAACAAAAAAAUAUCGACGAGUUGAGCAGAAAAUUCAAUUACGAGAAUGGUCGAGUUGUCGUAGCUCAUACAUAUUUGUAUCUUGAUGAUGAUAAAAUAGCUUGCGUUUUUAGACAGUUGAAAUCCAACGAUGACGUUAUUUUCAUCGACGAUAUCGGACGUGUUUACAAAUCGUGGACCCAUUUCCUUAAUACGAAUCGAUUACCGAAUUGCCAUUACGUAGCACCGGACGACGGAAUGCAUAAAAUCAAACAAACAUUACUCGAGUAUAAAUCUCCGGCCGCUGGUAUAGGUCAUGUAGUACUUAAAGGAGCAGAUAUUGCAGCGACAGGUACUUCGAUUGUGGGAGGUGUGCUAUUGAUAUUGGGUACAGCUCCUAUUUUAGCCUUUAUUAUAGCCGUCGCUAGUACGGUGUACGCCAUCGGAAGGAAUAUCGGUGUCUUGGUUGAUCGUGGCGUACAUGAAGAAUCGAUCGGUUUCAAUAAUGCUCAGUCGGCCUCGGCUUGGUUGACUGUGAUAACUGGAGCUUCAUCUUUGGUUUUAUCCCAGUCCGCUUUGAUCGUCGAGAACGCUGGUAAUUUCGCUAACGUAGCCAGAAUAGGUUUACAAGGAUUUAAUUACGCAGCUUUGGCGUCAAAUUUGUGUAAUUUUGGAACCUACGCGUAUUUUCUGCAGCUCAAAAUCGAAAAUGGCGAGGAACUGACUGCGUUCGAUUUGAUGCAAGGGUGCGUCAGUAUAUUCUUGAUAUUCGGAGCUGUUUCCAACACUAAACAAAUGCAUAAUUAUAUCAAUAGCUUGGAGACGGCACCCACAACACUUACAGGACGUUUGACUCGAUCUGUUAAACAAAGUUUAAAAGAAUUACAAAUUCAAUUGCAUGAUAAUGAAGGCAACGCUGGUGUAAAAGAAGUAACCGUUUGGGAAGAGAACAUACCCAGUUGGGGUUUGAAUUUUGUGUUGAAUGCUCGUCAACAAUUCUUAGCGAAGCAUACAAACAUCCAACAUAUAUAUUACAAGUGCUUGGAAAUUUUGAGUACUUGUUGCGAUUUUCGGUACCAGAAAAUUGACGUCAUUGUUUUCUUCUCCAAUAUGACUAACCAUAUUCAGAAUCUGCUUAUUUUAGUCUCCAAUGGCUUGGUUUCGAUUAAAGAACGAUUACAGCCAUUUUUGAAACAAUAUUUUUCGUGGGCGAUCCCUGAUUCACUGAUCGAACAAAUCGGUCAUAUGAUUGGAAACACAACGACCGCUGUCAAGAACGUGGAUGAAACGUUGAUCGAAGACAACGAAGAACAACCAUUUGCCGAAAAUGAAUCAAAAUUGUGCUACGAAAUUAUUUUCGAAACGGCCAAAAAUCGUAUACCUGAAACGACCAAAUCCAAUGACAUCAUCAGUGUGUUUGGUUAUCAACUGCUAUCUCUUGUUUGUGAAAUAAUGAUCGAAGCCCACGAUAACUACGAAGAAUGGGUAUCGAAAAAUGAAGAAAAAAUGGACAAAACUGACGCCAGCAAACGAUUCUCCAAAUUAGGCAUAAAAACGCCGAGUGAUUUUGCCAACUUAAACUUCGUUCAUAUCAUGAAAAAUAAAAAUACCACAUCGGUAAAUCGAAACGUGGAAAAUGAAUUAACGCUCCAGAAAGUAUCUACUCUGUAUGAAAAACUACUCUUCAAAGUGGCACCGAGGAGUACUCUCGUCGAACUUGGUGUUUUGGAAACGUGCCAAUUCCUGAAAAGAUCCAUUAUCGAAUUUUUCCCGCCACUUGGUGAAAGAUUCAAAUCUGCUAAAGACAUGUAUGAACUCGGCGCACCGUUAGGGCACCACAUUGCAAUGAAUUCGGUAUUCUACGUACUGAAUGUGAGAUCGAAUAAUAGAUCUUACGUGAUGAAUGACUCAACCUUUUUCGAACUAGCUGCGGACGGUUUACCUUUGGAUAAAAUAUCUCGAGAACUUUCAGCAGAACUAAGUGACUGUAAACAAAUAUCUAAAACUAGUAACCAGCUUUCCGAUGAAAAUAUUCGCUGCUCUGUGUUAUUUUUAUGCGAUAAAUUCUACCGGAAAGUUGAUUCCAUGCUUCGUGUGACCGGUCAAGCCGAACGUGAAGAAAGAGUUAAAGAUUGUUACCACUAUCUGAUGGGAAAAUUCACCGCUUCGAUUCAAAAUAUGGAAAAAGAACGCAAAAACGAGCUCUCUGAUUGUUUCGAGUUUCAAAACGACGUUUAUUUUGAUCGAAGAAAGUUCGCCAGCGUUUUCAGAAAAGCAUGCGAAGCGCAAAAACACGAAAUGUUCGCUUCUGCGGUGGAGUAUUUUACUCAAGAGGAAAACCUGCAACGCUUAGCUCAGCAAUAUAUCACCGAGCGUAGAAAUUUUGAUAAUUUUUUCGUCGAGGUGUUUACCGAAAUUGAUAAAGAAGAUGGAGUGCAAAUGUUUUCCAUUGAUGAAGGCAGCUUUUCAAGUUUACGAGCUUACAUGCAACGAGCUGCUUCCCUAUUUGACUUGGAUGAGAAUCGAAUGGAGCUCGUCAAAUGGGAGAAUGGAGUAGUGAUUUUAGAAUGUGGUGAUAAAAUUGUCGUAUUUCAGAAUGUUUAUACGAAAUCGAUGAUUGUAAUGGAGUUCGAUACAUCUAAUCAACUUAAUUCGAAUUAUUUCCAGUGAAAUGUACGUAUCUAAUACUGUUUCCUCAAUUUAGUAGAGAUUGACUAUAAGCAUUAUAGAGCUUUAUUUUGAUGUGAUUUUUUUCACCUUCACACUUUCUAAAGUGAUUGAUAUUUUUAGCACAAUCAAUCAAUCAUUUUGUUCAUUGAACCGGUUUCAUUUUUAAUUAUUAAUAUCGAUUUUUUUUUUGUUAUUUUUUUAUUAUUAUUAAGGUACCUAUGCCUAUUUCUACUUUUUAUAAAAUGAUACUAAUAUCGACUUAUUUAUGUAUAUUUUUAAUGUUGUCUUACGAAUCGCGGUGUUUAUUUAUAGAUAGCCAAGCUAUACUAUAUACAAUGAAUGUUGCCCAAAGUGUAUUAUGAAAGUGUAAAAUUUUGCAAAAUGCAUUGUCCAAAGGUACGAAUUGUGUUUAAAAAUGGUUUGCAUUGUGUUCCAAGUUGCAACUUUUAUUACGUUUAGAUUUAGAUAUCACUACUUUGAACUUUCGAUAUCACCUAUACCUACUCAUAUUUUUUUUUAUCGAAUAUCAUUACUUAGGUAUUCACGAUUGUUUUUUAGUUUUUAAAAUGAAAAUCUUUCUUUCUUAGUAAGUACAUUUUUUUUGCGUGUGUUUGAAAAUAAAAAUAUUGAAAAUUUCUUUCCAAUUUGAAGGCGACAACAAUUUUUAAAAACCGCGAGCUCUGAAACCCCAUAACCAAAAUUUCAGCUACUCGAGUGAUUUUUCGAUUUUAGGUGAAUUUUUAAGAAUUUAAAAUUGGCCAUUUUAAGGGACUUACCUAUAUGCUCUUUUAAAAACUCGAAUAAGUAUUAAUUAUUUAUUUAAAAUUAUGAGUAUUUAACUAAUAUCAACUCUCCUGAUCGAAUUUCAUCAUUUCUAGUCAUUCUGGAACCUCCAGCGUAAAAAUUUAGUUGUGACUUAAUCUUGACCUAUUUUAUUCAACGAGUUUAUUCACAUUUGAGCUGAUUUCCAAGAAGGACCCUCCAGUGCAUUUUUUGAUCAAAAUACUUGAGAAAGAAAUUCAAUUUUUGUUCAUAAAAAAUUAUUAUCAUUUUUUCACAGACGGCCAAAUCUUGUCUAAAAUUAAUUUCAAACCCCCCCCCCCUCAUUCUUUAAAUUCGAACUAUCCUGAAGUCUCUAGCGUGAUUUUCAAUCUCUUCAGGAAAUGCGGAAAUUAAUGUGACCCACUAAAAAUCGAGUUGUGGCAUAUUCUUGAACUGUUUGGAAGAUUUAUCCACAUUUGAGACAUCUCGAAAUGUAUCUUACUCUUACAUACCUAUCUAAAACCACCCUUCCCCCCUCGAAAUCAGAAUUUCGCAAUUUAGAGCCGUUCUGCAGCCUCCAGACUCCAGAGUGAUUUUGGAUAGCGACGGGCAAACAAUGAUCAAUUUGACCUUUAUUUUAUUUUUUUCAAUUUUCAUUUUCAAAAAAUGCCAAUUUUUAAAACAUUUUCUAUCUCAAAAAUUUAAAUUCCACAAAUUUUUGAGAUAAUAUAAUUAUUUUUUUUUUAUAUAACUUUAGAUCUUCAAACCAAUAUUGUACCCCCUAUCUUCAUUGACCCCUAAAAUGAUGUUGGCUCUUAUAUGGAGCCCCUAAAAAUUUUGGAAAAAUAAAAAUAUAUACAUAAAAAACUGUCAUCUAUAGAAAUUUUUUGAAAAUUUUUCAUUUUUUGGUCCUUUAAACGAUGUUGCUUUCCUUGUACAAUUGCAAAACCCGUUAAGUUGAAAAAUGAAUAAUAUCAUUAAAAAAAUGAAAAAUUUGGUUUCUUCUUUCUAGAGUCUAAGGGUACAAAAUAUUUGAAAAUAUUUCCCUUUCUCUCUGAUUCUUUUUUCAAGAAAAAUGUUUCCUCAGUCCCCCAACAAUGUUGGCCACCUACAUUUUGUAGAGAUCCUCUAAGUCCUAAGUCCUAGGUUGGAAAAAAAGUGAUAGUAAAGUCUCAUGUGCGAGGAAAGUUUCAAGUAGGUAGGUAAUGGAUAUUUUUUUGCUUCAAAGCUCAAAAUAAAAUCUCAUUGAUAGGGAUUCAAAACGAUUUUUUCAAGUUCUUGAGAUUCAGAUAAAAUAUUGUAAAAUUGUAAAACAUUGUGUUUCUUAUUGGUGAAUUUUCCCCAAGUUUUGGAACUCCCAUCUUUAAUUAUACCCCUAACAACCAAACGAUAUCGUUCCAUGUCUUAUGCAGAACGAUGUCAUGUCGCUCCUAUAUCUAUACAAUGGCAAAAUGUCCGCCUAUAUCGCUAAAUCGCUGUAAAUCUAUCUAUAUCUGAACUAUAUUCAGAGACAUUCAGAAAUCUGAUGAGCGAUUUCUACCAGACAUAGUACUGCUUUUCUGUAUAGCACAUAGAUAUCUGAGGGAUGUAGUUUUGAUAUCCAGGGUAUAUCAUUUGAUAUAUCGCAGGAUAUCUAGCCUAUGUCUGUAGAUUUCGUCAGAUUUCUAAUCGAUGUGCAUGAACUAUAUCGUAUGUAUAUCUUUCUUGUGAAUUUUUGUAUAGAAUUUUCAAAACCACGUUGGUAAUGGAAUGUAAGUCUCAAAGAGAAUACAGUGAGUUACAAAGAGUAAUGUUGGAUUUAAAAAACAAAAAAUCAAAAGUUUUUUACACCAGCGAUAUAACAAUUAUUCACUUUAGUAGUUUUUUUUUAAAACAAAAUUAUUCUCUAUAACUCACUGUAUUAGCUACAAGACUUACAUUCUACACCAAUACAAUUUCAAAAAUUCUACACAAGAAAUUGACAAAAAAAAAAGUACAUACAUACAUAUAAAUUAUUUCAAGAAAAUCAUAUCAUUUUUGAAAUCAACAACCUCUCUCAAGCUUCUCACACUCGCUUCACAUUACUAUAGCCAAAAGGUUCCAUAAAUCCAGCUCACUAAAAACCUUAAAAACAAAAGUCCACUAGCCAGGGAACUUCACUCAUGGGCACCUCCAGCCCAGGGAGGAGGUGCUGGUGAUGAAUUUAUUUAUUUCUUGUUAUUUUUUGUGCCAAAGUGAGGUAAUAAGAAAGAAUUAGUUAAAGUAAAAUAUAACUCAAUGAAAUCAAAAUUAUAGUCUAAUUGGAGUUUGCAUUACUAACUUCAUUUACAAUAUUGAAAAGUUCCAUAAGAUGCCUUGAGAGCUUGUCUAAGUGUAGAACCAUUGGUAUAUUUUCAUUUUGUUCCAAAAUUCACAAUUUCACAUUUUUAGAUACACAAUCAAACACAAACACACAUACACAGAUUUAGAAAAUGCAUUAAAAAAAUUCCAACAUCUUUAAAAAACAAAAAACGGACACACUCAUGAAACAUCCGGAAGAACAGUUUGAGAAUAAAAAGCCAUCAUUGUCACUUUUCAGCCAUCUUUGAUAAAAAUUUAUCUCUACACAUUGCACAAGUUACAGAAAAUCAAAACAAAAUUAUAGAGGAAAUCGUUCUAUAUCUUGAGAAAUCUAUAGGAUGACCCUACUUUUGCCUAGAAUCAUCACAAUAUAGUAACAAUAACCUGGAGAUAUUGCAAAACCUAUAUCCUUUUCUAGAUAUCCAAACGAUAUCUACAAAAAUUAUGAUAGGGAAAAAGGUGUUGAGGAUAUAGAUAGAUAUACCUGCGACAUAAUCGAUAUAGCCAGACAUACAUACGAUGUCAUUGUACAAAACUGAAUCCCGUAAAUCGUUUAUAAAUCGUGAAAUGCUAUUGAGAUAUCUAAGUGACAUAAAAACGCUAAGUUUGGUUUGUUAGGGACCCACCUACUUAAUUUCUGAUUCGAAACAAAAAUUAAAAGAUUUCAAAUUUACAGUAGCUACCUACCCUGAAAAAAAAUUAAAAAAUGAAAUGGCCCCAGAUGAAAAAUGUUGAUCAAAAAUCUAGGGUCACGCUCGUGACCCCCCCCCCCCCAAACAUUGAACCCUCCUCCGUUGUUUUUUCAAUUCUCAGGUAAUAAUAAUAUCAUGUUGAGAAAAAUAUUUAAAAAUCGUCUACCUACUUGCUAAUGUUAGGUAUUCUACUACAUACAAGUAUUUUGAAAAUUCAAAUUGAAAGCAAAUCAAAAUUUGAAAACAAAACUAUCUACAUUUGCCAAACCUGUCAAGUUUUGAAAUUUAAACAACAAACUUGCCCAAUUUUGAAUUUGAAACCAACCUAAUAAUGCAAAUAAAUUUCCUCAUCUACCAAUACCAAAUCAAACCCUAACAGUUUUAAAAUUCGAGUCAAUUCGUAUUUGAAUUUCCAUUUGACAAGCCUUCACUAAUUUUUUAUUUUUACUUUACACCAAUCAAAUCUCCUUAAUACUUUUUACUUUUUCCAAUCAUGAUCCAAUUUUGAAAAUUUGAAAUCCAAUAACUAAAGUAAAUUGUUGCAUCUUGAUCUUCUAACACUGUCAAAAAAUUUAUCUAUAUGGAAAUUUCUGCAGUCAGGUAAGGUACCUAUCCAAUUAAAUCUAAACAAAUUUUGAACUUAAAUAAACCAAACCUAAUCUCAAUUAAUGCAUUUGCCAGGGAUCGCGGAGGGAGGGGGUCAGUGCCUCCGCCUCCAGCUCCGGCUCUUGAAUUUGUAAAAAAUUUACCUCCAGCUCCGGCUCCAGCUCCAAGGAUUUUUUGUAAGUGCCUCCGGCUCCGGCUCCACCCUCCAUAUUUUUUCAAUCCCUCCGGGAGGCCCUCCGGAGGCCUUCCAGGAGGUAGCUGUUUGAGGGGGGUCUCCUUACAAAAAAAAUUAAUUUUUCAAACCUUGAUAAGUGCCAAAAUGGGCCCUCUUUACAAUAAAAAUGAGUUUUGUAAACUUGAAUGAGUAUCAAAAUAAUUAUGUCAUAAAUGUCACACUUUAUCAUUAAAAAAUGUUGAAAUUUAUAGAAUUUAUCAGUAAAUAAAUACAAAAAAAUUACUGAAUUCAAUCGGAGCUCGGAGGGUACCUUUCAAGUACCUCCGGCUCCACCUCCAGCUCCGUGUCAAAAAUUUCAAGUACCUCCGGCUCCACCUCCUGCUCCGUCUCAAAAAUUUCAAGUACCUCUUGCUCCGGCUCCGGCUCCCGGAGCAAGGCAAAAAAAGGGUACCCUCCGGGGGCCUCCGGGCCUCCACCUCCGCUCCGCUCCGCGAUCCCUGGCAUUUGCUAAACCAACACUCAGUAUUUCAAAAUUUAAUUCAAAUCACCUAAAAAUACCUAGUAAAUACCAAAUUUUUUUUUCUAAAUUCUAUAUACCUAUCUUUCAUCUCUUUUAAAAAUUGAUUAAAAUAUUGUGCGGUGAUAUUGUGACAUAGUGCAUCUUGCCUUCACCCUGUGAGGUGAUGCAGAUUUUAUGAACCUCCUGUACUGAAAGUAUUCGGCAAAGUGUACUUUAUAGCCGUUUACUACGUUAGGUCGUAAACCCUUCGCUUCAAUUAAACAUGGCGGCUUUUGGCGGUGAAUAUUAAAGGAAUAUUUCGCGCCAAAAGACAAUUUAUACUAUAAAUAGAGGUAUUUUGGCGCUAAAUCUUCACUUGAUGUUGAACCUGCAGUAAACGACGUCUUGUCAUGUGAAUAUAGUGUAGACUUCGCGCUUAGCUCGCGGACUUCCAUUUAUUAUAAAAAUCCUUCUACGGAAGUAUAAAGUAAUUUGUUUUUAAUAAUAAUGCAAUCCGAUGAUUGCUUAUUAGUUAUCAUAAUUGCCUUGGAGGAUGUUACCGGUCAUCUCUCACUUGUGCAACGUUUUUAUAAGUUUACUUCUUUUAGUUGAGGAUUCCAUGUUGCCCUUAGUAUUAGUAGGGCCCCUGAUAGAAUGGAGAAUGUGAACAGUGUUAUUUGGAUGCUGAAAUGCAUUCAUCCUCGAAAUCAAUUAGUUUCAUCGAUUGAUUGGUGAGUUGGGAUGGGUACCUAUCGAGAGGAAUAGUUACCUAUCUUGUUUAUUUAAUGGUUUAAUUACAUAACUUAAUUAUGUAUUUAAUUGAGUAUAAUUUUGUAUACUCGUGAUGAUUUCGAAUAGGUAAAUGUCACGAGUCUUGCAUUGGUACUUGAUAAUUACUGGUCUGUAGUGUAAUUAUUCUGCCUUGUUACGGAGCUUAGGCAACUUCAUUGAUUGAGAGGUUGAUUAUGUGCCUAUGUAUAAUUACGUAGCAAUAAAUCAGUUAAAUUGUUGUGUCAAA
Planococcus citri (citrus mealybug) is the source of this 9241-nucleotide messenger RNA. RefSeq lists its product as uncharacterized. Bases 306 to 3170 code for a protein of 954 amino acids. The transcript has 2 exons. NCBI's taxonomy places the organism in Eukaryota, Metazoa, Arthropoda, Insecta, Hemiptera, Pseudococcidae. The record is from RefSeq and is a predicted model, not a curated record.